UACCUCUGAUUUCUUAAUCUGAGAGUCUGAUACAUUCAAAGCGACCCCCACUGACUGAAAUUGAAUGGACACCAGGUAUUAUAGAGAUCAAAACACUUAACAAAAAAUGAGCCAACGUCGGUUCGACAACACUUUGAUUAGAAGCUGAUAAUAAAAGGAUAAAGAAAGCUCGGAAAAAGAUGCAAGACACUGGGAGCUCCCACCUUGUACUAAGAAGAUGACAUGUAAAGGCCGCCAGAAGAAUCAGAACAAAACAGAAGUUGCACAAAGUUACAAUGAUGAUAAGUAUCCAGCGCCAGCUGCUUAACCACCAAAAAUGGGUUCUGGGAGCCCCCACAGACACCACAAUUCAACAAUAAGAAGACAGCCACCACCAUCUCCUCCUCUGCUGCCAGCAACUUCAACAUGAGACCCAUCGGCGAAAACAAAGGCAAAGCAGCCGCCAUUGGCCAGUAUAUUGCAGAUGCAGGGAUUCUUGCCGAGUUUGAGCAGUCUGGGGACUCUGGUAAGCCUUUUGACUACUCAAGAUCGGUUUUUUAUUCUUCACAAACUGUACCUGAAGAGCAAAUCACUGCUUAUCUUUCAAAAAUUCAAAGGGGUGGCUUAAUUCAGUCCUUUGGUUGUAUGAUUGCAAUCGAAGAACCAACUUUUAAGGUAAUUGCUUACAGUGAGAACUGCUCUGAAUUGCUGGGUUUUGAGCCUAAAGAGUUUAAGGGUCUUAUUGGAAUUGAUGCUAGAACCCUUUUUACACCUUCUUCUGGGGCUUCGUUAACGCAAGCUGCUGCUUCUAGGGAGGUUUCUUUGUUAAACCCAAUUUGUGUCUAUUCCAGGAGCAGACAGAAGCCAUUUUAUGCUAUCCUACAUAGGAUUGAUAUGGGAAUUGUGAUUGAUGUGGAGCCUGCCCCAUCUGGUGAUCCUGCAUUGUCACAUGCUGAUGCUGUGCAGUCUCAGAAACUUGCUGUUAGGGCAAUUUCUAGGCUGCAGUCACUCCCUGGGGGUGACAUAGAUGUGUUGUGUGAUAAAGUUGUGGAGGAAGUUCAAGAACUUACUGGGUAUGAUAGGGUUAUGAUGUAUAAGUUCCAUGAUGAUGAGCAUGGUGAAGUUGUGUCAGAAAUUAGAAGGCUUGAUCUAGAACCUUACUUGGGGUUACAUUAUCCUGCAACAGACAUCCCUCAAGCUGCGCGUUUCUUGUUCAAGCAGAAUCGUGUCCGCAUGAUAUGUGAUUGCCAUGGAAAUGCAGUUAGAGUUAUCCAAAAUGAGGAAUUGAAGCAACCACUUUGUUUGGUCAAUUCAACCCUACGGGCGCCCCAUGGAUGCCACACACAGUACAUGGCAAAUAUGGGCUCUAUUGCUUCAUUGGUGAUGGCAGUUAUUAUAAACGGCCAUGGGUCAUCAAAGCUUUGGGGUUUGGUAGUAUGCCACCACACAUCUCGGCGAUAUGUCCCCUUCCCCCUUCGCUAUGCUUGUGAAUUUCUCAUGCAGGCUUUUGGUUUGCAGCUUUACAUGGAGCUCCAAUUGGCCUCACAGCUGAUGGAGAAGAAAAUCCUCAGGACACAAACUUUAUUGUGUGACCUGCUUCUACGAGAUGCCCCAUUUGGUAUUGUUACUCAGUCCCCUAGCAUUAUGGAUCUUGUGAAGUGUGAUGGGGCCGCACUCUACUAUGGUGGGAGUUGUUGGCUGCUGGGCAUUACCCCAACUGAGACACAGGUUAAGGAUAUUACAGAAUGGCUGCUUGCUAAUCAUGGGGACUCCACAGGUUUGAGUACUGAUAGUUUGGCAGAUGCUGGUUACCCAGGUGCCACUCUACUAGGUGAUGCAGUUUGUGGUAUGGCUACUGCUAGAAUCACUUCAAAGGAUUUCUUGUUCUGGUUCAGAUCUCACACUGCAAAAGAGGUCAAAUGGGGAGGGGCUAAGGAUCAUCCUGAGGACAAGGAUGAUGCUGGAAGAAUGCACCCUAGAUCAUCAUUCAAGGCUUUUCUUGAAGUGGUUAAGAGUAGAAGUUUGGCUUGGGAGAUCUCAGAAAUUAAUGCGAUUCACUCUUUGCAGGUUAUAAUGAGAGAUUCAUUUCAGGAAAUGGAGGACAGUGGUUCCAGAAUAAUGGAUUAUUCUCAGAAAAAUGCUUUAGAGAUGCAGAAAGUUACUUAUCUCAGUUCAGUGGCAUGUGAAAUGGUUAAACUGAUCGAGACUGCAACUGUUCCAAUUUUUGGGGUUGAUUUGUAUGGUCUUAUCAAUGGAUGGAAUGCCAAAGUUGAAGAACUGACGGGACUGCAAGCUAGUGAAGCAAUGGGGAAGUGCCUGGUCAAGGAAAUUGUUCAUGAGGACUCACGCAAUGCCAUUGAAAAUCUUGUAUCCAGAGCUUCUCAAGGGGAGGAGGACAAAAGUAUCGAGCUUAAGCUGAGAAAUUUCUCGCCUCACCUGCAAGACUCGGUUGUAUAUAUUCUAGUGAAUGCCUGCACUAGUAGGGACUGUGAAAACAAUGUUAUUGGGGUUUGCUUUGUGGGUCAGGACAUCACAUCUGAGAAAGUUGUUGCGGAUAAGUUUAUCCACUUGCAAGGGGAUUACAAAGCUAUUAUACAGAGUCUUAGUCCAUUAAUUCCACCAAUAUUUGCUUCUGAUGAGAAUGCCUGCUGUUCUGAAUGGAAUGUGGCAAUUGAAAAGAUCACAGGUUGGACAAGAGAGGAGGUGAUAGGCAAAACACUUCCUGGGGAAAUUUUUGGAGGUUUAUGUCGUUUGAAAGGUCGAGACACCCUAACAAAAUUUAUGAUUCUUUUAUACGGAGGAAUUAGCGGUCAAGAUACUGAGAAGUUUCCGUUUGGCUUUUUUGAUAGAAACGGUUGUUAUUUGGAGGUGUUCUUAACUACAAGCAAAAGGACUGAUGUGAAGGGCAAUGUCAUUGGGUGUUUCUGCUUCUUGCAAAUUGUUGGGCCUGAUAUGCAGCAGACCUUAGAAGGACAGAGGCUAGACGACAGAGACUAUCUUUCAAAAAUUAAGGAGUUGGCUUACAUUCGACAAGAGAUGAAAAAUCCUUUGAAUGGUCUUCGGUUUACUCGUGAGCUCUUAGAAACUAGAGCUGUAUCAGACAAUCAGAAGCAGUUUCUAGAGACUAGUCAUGCAUGUGAAAGACAGAUCAUGACAAUUAUCGAGGAGCUAGAUUUAGGAAGAAUAGAGGAAGGCAAUUGGGAUCUUAACAUGGGUGAAUUUUGCAUGGGAAAUAUCUUGGAUGCUAUUGUCAGUCAAGUCAUGAUCUUGAUGAGGGAAAAGAACUUACAGCUUUAUCAUGAGAUCCCAGGGGAAAUCAAAAUGCUAUCUUUAUAUGGUGAUCAAAUUAAGCUUCAGCUAAUAUUGUCAGAUUUCUUGCUUAACAUAGUGGAUCAUGCACCUUCUCCCGGUGGCUGGGUUGAAAUCAAGAUUUCACCGGGUCUGAAGCUGAUACAGGAUGGGAAUGAAUUCAUUUGCUUGCAGUUCAGAAUGACUCACCCUGGUCAAGGCAUUCCUUCAGCUGUUAUCCAAGAAAUGCUCGAAGGAGGAAACCAAUGGACUACACAGGAAGGACUAGGGCUAAGCCUAUCCCGCAAACUGUUGAAUAGGAUGAAUGGCCAUGUACACUAUGUAAGAGAGCAGAGUAAAUGUUACUUUCAAGUUGACCUUCAACUCAAAAUGAGGAAAGGAAGUAAAAAGGUCCUACAAGAAGAUCCAAGCAGAAUGACCUAAUUUUUUUUUUCCUGGAACUCUCUUCUGGUGCAUUCACUGUGGUUGAUUUUGUCAAAGCACAGAAGACUCUGUAUCUGGAGCUCAUAAGCAAAUCCUGCUGUUUGAUGUGGGGCACGGCAAGUCUUUGGUUUAUCGUUACAAUGGCCAAUUCUUAUGGUUGUGCAAUAGGUGUGCAUAUGUAUAAUAUUGGCAUAUACAUAUAUGAAUGUUUUAUAUCACAUUUAUUCUUCAAGUAUAGAAGAAGAAGGAUAUUCAGUGGCGUA
Messenger RNA from Tripterygium wilfordii, 3974 nucleotides. RefSeq names its product phytochrome E. Gene Ontology annotation, biological process: regulation of DNA-templated transcription; detection of visible light; red, far-red light phototransduction. The coding region runs from base 406 to 3711 and encodes 1101 amino acids. The transcript has 4 exons. NCBI's taxonomy places the organism in Eukaryota, Viridiplantae, Streptophyta, Magnoliopsida, Celastrales, Celastraceae. The record is from RefSeq and is a predicted model, not a curated record. Gene Ontology annotation, molecular function: photoreceptor activity; protein homodimerization activity; phosphorelay sensor kinase activity.